ACAGCUUCGGUGAGGUCGACGAUACGGCGGGGGCCGAGUUAUGGCGCGCCGGCGGUGACGUGCAGUGUUUUUUUCCUCCUGGCACCAACUGCCCUCAUGGCUCCAGCCCCAUCUCGGUCUAGACGGAGAAGCACGCGCCAACGAGGUCGGCGUCGCGCGUCGCGCAGAUGGACGGGGAGGCCCUCGACGGGGGCCCGUGGCUGUACCUCUGCGUAAACGUGGCGCCCAUGGGUUGGAAGCGGGGGCCCUCUACUUUGCGCGGCGGAUCCACGAGCGCACGCUGGACCUGGCGCCUGGACUGGGCCCCGAACGGCGAGUUGUGGAUGUUCGGCCGCCCGCCUCGCGUCCGGGAGGGGGCCGCCCACGUGGACAACGUGCUCGUCGAGGGGCUUGGCCAGGCUGAGGCGACGCGCCUGCGCCGGGUGGCGCGCCGAGCCCCGCAGGCCGCAGGGCGCGCCGCCCGCGGCGAUUCC
This is a messenger RNA of Prorocentrum cordatum, 473 nucleotides long. Lineage: Eukaryota; Dinophyceae; Prorocentrales; Prorocentraceae. The record is from the annotation of a GenBank genome assembly.